Sciurus carolinensis (gray squirrel) is the source of this 915-nucleotide messenger RNA. Its product is annotated as putative vomeronasal receptor-like protein 4. Gene Ontology annotation, biological process: G protein-coupled receptor signaling pathway. Gene Ontology annotation, cellular component: membrane. Gene Ontology annotation, molecular function: pheromone receptor activity. The record is from RefSeq and is a predicted model, not a curated record. Lineage: Eukaryota; Metazoa; Chordata; Mammalia; Rodentia; Sciuridae.
AUGGUUUUGAAUCUUACCAAGGGAACAAUCUUCAUGUUUGCAACAGGACUUGGCAUUGUGGGGAACAUCUUUGUCCUUAUGAAAUAUAUAUGCUUGUUUAGAAGUGCUGUGAAAUCUGUAGAACUUAUUCUCAUCCAUUGCUUUACAAAUAUCAUAACAUUUCUUACAAAAGGGAUGAUAAUGACAAUAUCCAGAUUUCUGUUAAUAAACCUCAUGAAUGAUGUAGGCUGUAAGAUUUUGAUUUACCUCAAUAGGGUGGCACGGGGCCUGUCCAUCAGUGCCACCAGUCUCCUCAUGGUGGUCCAGGCCAUCACCAUCAGGCCCAGAACCUCCAGGUGGAGAAGGCUGCAGCCCAGGUCUGCCUGGAACAUCCUUCCCUUGUUGAUCUUCUUCUGGAUUCUCAAUUCCUUGAUAAGCAUGAACUUACCAUUUUACAUCAAACAUGUCAACAGCCUGAAAACCUCAAAUAUCAGUAAAAACAAUGAUUACUGUUAUUUUGAAUCAGAAAACAGGAUAAUCAGAUGGACUUUUAUUGUUCUCAUGGUCCUUCGAGUUGCUGCUUUCCAGGGUGUCAUGGGCUGGGCCAGUGGCUACAUGGUGUUCCUCCUCCACAAGCACCACCAGCAUGUCCUCUACCUGCAGACCUCCAAGCUCCUCUACCUGCAGACCUCCAAGCUCCUCUACAGAAUUCCCCGUGAGAUGAAGGCUGCUCAAAGUGUUCUCCUUCUGAUGCUCUGUUUUCUCUUCUUCUAUUGGACAGAUUGUUUUACUUCUUUAUAUUUAACUUUCUCAUUAGGGACAGAUUCCAUUACAAAUGGUCUUCAUGAAUUUCUCACCAUUGAUUAUGCAAUUGUGAGCCCAUUUUUGCAGAUUCACAGAGAGGGACACUUCACUACUUGUUGGUUUGCUCAGUGA